AUGAAAUCGCUCAGGUUGCCGGCUCCUGUCCUCCUCUGCUUCCUUCUACUGACCAAGGGGUUGGAAGCAGCGCCCCCGGGGCACCCUGAGGCUCAGCCACCUCUCCCCAGCUCUGAGCAUAAAGAGCCGGUAGCUGGGGACGCAGUGCUCGGGCCGAAGGAUGUUAGCGCCCCAGAGGUCCGAGCCGCUAGGAAUUCAGAGCCGCAGGACGAGGGAGAGCUUUUCCAGGGCGUGGAUCCCCGGGCGCUGGCCGCGGUGCUGCUGCAGGCACUCGACCGCCCGGCCUCGCCCCCAGCGCCUGGCGGCUCCCAGCAGCGGCCAGAGGAAGCAGCAGCAGAAGCUCUGCUGACCGAGACCGUGCGCAGCCAGACCCACAGUCUCCCAGGGCCAGAGACCCAGGCGCCCGCGGCCCCGCCUCGCCCUCAGACUCAGGAGAAUGGUCCCGAGGCGGCCGACCCCUCCGAGGAGCUCGAGGCGCUAGCUUCCCUGCUUCAGGAACUGCGAGAUUUCAGUCCGAGCAGUGCCAAGCGCCAGCAAGAGACGGCGGCAGCAGAGACGGAAACCCGCACGCACACGCUGACCCGAGUCAACCUGGAGCGCCCCGGGCCGGAGCGCGUGUGGCGGGCUUCCUGGGGAGAGUUCCAGGCGCGCGUCCCGGAGCGCGCGGCCCUGCCGCCGCCUGCUCCCCCGCAAUUCCAGGCGCGUAUGCCCGAGAGCGGGCCCCUUCCCGAAGCCCACCAGUUCGAGGAAGGAGUGUCCUCCCCCAAAACACACCUAGGUGAGGCACUGGCACCCUUGUCCAAGGCGUACCAAGGCCUGGGCGCUCCCUUUACCAAGGCGCGCCGGCCGGAGACCUCACUCCUGGGCGGCUCUGAGGCGGGAGAGCGCCUUCUACAGCAAGGGCUGGCGCAGGUGGAAGCCGGGCGGCGGCAGGCGGAGGCCACACCCUCCGACCUGCUGCUCCAGUAUUUGCUGCAGGGCGGGGCUCGGCAGCGCGGCCUGGGGGGUCGGGGGCUGCAGCAGGAGGAGGAGCGAGAGACCGAGAGGGGGCAGGAGGCGGCGGAGCAGGAGAGACGCGGCGGGGAGGAGAGGGCGGGGGAAGAGGAUGAAGAGGCGGCGGAGGCGGAGGCGGAGGCGGAGGAGGCGGAGAGGGCGCGACAGAACGCGCUACUGUUCGCCGAGGAGGAGGACGGGGAAGCCGGAGCCGAAGACAAGCGCUCCCAGGAGGAGACGCCCGGCCACCGACGAAAGGAGGCCGAGGGGGCAGAGGAGGGCGGGGAGGAGGACGACGACGACGAAGAGAUGGACCCGCAGACAAUCGAUAGCCUCAUUGAGCUGUCCACCAAACUCCACCUGCCAGCGGACGACGUGGUCAGCAUCAUCGAGGAGGUGGAAGAGAAGCGGAAGCGGAAGAAGAACGCCCCUCCCGAGCCUGUGCCGCCCCCCCGGGCCGCCCCCGUCCCCACUCACGCCCGCUCCCCGCAGCCCCAGCCCCUCUCCCCCGCCCCGGCUCGGGACGAGCUGCCCGACUGGAACGAGGUGCUCCCGCCCUGGGAUCGGGAGGAGGACGAGGUGUUUCCCCCGGGGCCCUACCACCCUUUGCCCAACUACAUCCGGCCGCGAACACUGCAGCCACCCGCUGCCUCGCGCCGCCGCCACUACCACCACGCCCUACCGCCUUCGAGCCACUAUCCCGACAGGGAGGCCCAGGCGCGGCGCGCUCAGGAGCAGGCGGAGGCAGAGGAGCGCCGGCUGCAGGAGCAGGAGGAGCUGGAGAAUUACAUCGAGCACGUGCUGCUCAGGCGCCCGUGA
Messenger RNA from Lipotes vexillifer (Yangtze River dolphin), 1812 nucleotides. It is a transcript of the gene VGF, whose product is annotated as VGF nerve growth factor inducible. Gene Ontology annotation, molecular function: neuropeptide hormone activity. Gene Ontology annotation, biological process: regulation of synaptic plasticity; carbohydrate homeostasis. The record is from RefSeq and is a predicted model, not a curated record. Lineage: Eukaryota; Metazoa; Chordata; Mammalia; Artiodactyla; Lipotidae.